This is a messenger RNA of Artibeus jamaicensis (Jamaican fruit-eating bat), 2579 nucleotides long. RefSeq names its product G protein-coupled receptor kinase 5 (gene GRK5). Gene Ontology annotation, biological process: signal transduction; regulation of signal transduction; protein phosphorylation. Gene Ontology annotation, cellular component: cytoplasm. Gene Ontology annotation, molecular function: G protein-coupled receptor kinase activity; ATP binding. Lineage: Eukaryota; Metazoa; Chordata; Mammalia; Chiroptera; Phyllostomidae. The record is from RefSeq and is a predicted model, not a curated record. Bases 228 to 2000 code for a protein of 590 amino acids. The transcript has 16 exons.
GGGGAGGGGGGACACAGAGGGAGGAAGACGCGGCGGCGGCGGCUCCUCUUUGCAGAGGGGGAAAACUCUGAAGGAUAGGAGCAGGAAUAAUGCGGUAGGAAAGGCGGGAUCCCGGCUCCCGGCUCCGGCAGCAGCGGCGUCAGUCCGAGCAGCGGCAGCAGCAGCGGCAGCACCCCCAGGCGCUGACAGCCCCGCCGGCCGGCUCCCUCGUUGACCGCCGACUGUCAAUGGAGCUGGAAAACAUCGUGGCCAACACGGUCUUGUUGAAAGCCAGGGAAGGAGGCGGAGGAAAACGCAAAGGGAAAAGCAAGAAGUGGAAGGAAAUCCUGAAGUUCCCUCACAUCAGCCAGUGUGAAGACCUCCGGAGGACCCUAGACAGAGAUUACUGCAGUUUAUGUGACAAGCAGCCGAUUGGGAGGUUGCUUUUCCGGCAGUUCUGUGAAACGAGACCUGGGCUGGAGUGUUACAUUCAGUUUCUGGACUCAGUGGCAGAAUAUGAAGUUACUCCAGAUGAAAAACUGGGAGAAAAAGGGAAGGAAAUUAUGACCAAGUACCUCACCCCAAAGUCCCCAGUUUUCAUCGCCCAGGUUGGCCGGGACCUGGUCUCCCAGACGGAGGAGAGGCUCCUUCAGAGGCCCUGCAAAGAACUCUUCUCUGCCUGUGCGCAGUCCGUGCACGACUACCUGAGUGGGGAGCCCUUCCGCCAGUACCUGGACAGCAUGUACUUCGAUCGCUUCCUCCAGUGGAAGUGGCUGGAAAGGCAACCGGUAACCAAAAACACUUUCAGGCAGUACCGAGUGCUGGGGAAAGGGGGCUUCGGGGAGGUCUGUGCCUGCCAGGUUCGGGCCACGGGUAAGAUGUACGCCUGCAAGCGCCUGGAGAAGAAGAGGAUCAAGAAGAGGAAAGGGGAGUCCAUGGCCCUCAAUGAGAAACAGAUCCUGGAGAAGGUCAACAGUCGCUUCGUGGUCAACCUGGCCUACGCCUACGAGACCAAGGACGCACUGUGUUUGGUCCUGACCAUCAUGAACGGGGGCGACCUGAAGUUCCACAUCUACAACAUGGGGAACCCCGGCUUCGAGGAGGAGCGGGCCUUGUUCUAUGCGGCCGAAAUCCUGUGCGGCUUGGAAGACCUGCACCUGGAAAACACCGUCUACAGAGAUUUGAAACCUGAAAACAUCCUGUUAGACGAUUACGGUCACAUCAGGAUCUCCGACCUGGGCCUGGCCGUGAAGAUCCCCGAGGGGGACCUGAUCCGUGGCAGGGUGGGCACCGUCGGCUACAUGGCUCCCGAGGUCCUGAACAACCAGAGAUACGGCCUGAGCCCUGACUACUGGGGUCUGGGCUGCCUCAUCUACGAGAUGAUUGAGGGCCAGUCACCGUUCCGAGGCCGCAAGGAGAAGGUGAAGCGGGAGGAGGUGGACCGCCGGGUCCUGGAGACCGAGGAGGCGUACUCCCACAAGUUCUCCGAGGAGGCCAAGUCCAUCUGCAAAAUGCUACUCACCAAAGACCCAAAGCAGAGGCUGGGCUGCCAGGAGGCAGGGGCUGCAGAGGUCAAGCGACACCCCUUCUUCAGGAACAUGAACUUCAAGCGCUUAGAAGCUGGGAUGUUGGACCCUCCCUUUGUUCCAGACCCCCGCGCUGUGUACUGUAAGGACGUGCUGGACAUCGAGCAGUUCUCCACCGUGAAGGGCGUCAACCUGGACCACACGGACGACGACUUCUACUCCAAGUUCUCCACCGGCUCCGUGCCCAUCCCGUGGCAGAACGAGAUGAUCGAAACCGAGUGCUUUAAGGAGCUGAACGUGUUCGGGCCCAACGGAGCCCUCCCGCCAGACCUGAACAGAAGUCACCCCCCGGAACCACCAAAGAAAGGGCUGCUCCAGAGGAUCUUCAAGCGUCAGCAUCAGAACAAUGCCAAGAGUUCGCCCAAUUCCAAGACCAGUUUUAACCACCACAUAAAUUCAAACCAUGUCAGUUCUAACUCCACUGGAAGCAGCUAGUGGCAGCUUGGCCUUGAAGUCGACCGUGGGACCAGCCUAGACCCUUGUCCUUAGAAGCAGAACUCGUGACCCAUGGAGCGUCCGUUCUGGCUGGGCGGACAGGGGAGCCCUCCAGGAGCUGGGGACGGAAGGAGGCCGCCGCCCCCUCCACGCAGAGCCUCGGGUUCCUCAGAGAGAUCUCCACUCAGGUCUGCGUGCGGAGGUGGCCCUCAGGCCGGGUGGACUGGAUUUGUCUCUGUCAAAUAUCGCAAUAGAAAUCCAAUCGGAUACAACAACUUGCACGUAUUUUAAUAGCGUCAUAACUAGAACUGAAUUUUGUCCUUAUUAUUUUUAAAGAAAAGUUUUGUAAAUUUCUCUAUCGUCUCAGUUUACAUUUUGUAUAUUUGUAUUUAAAUGAAAGUCAGACUCCGAGGGUGUAUAUUUUCUGUGCAGCCACGCAAUGUCUAAGCCAUGCGUUUUCAGACAUUUUAGAGGGGGUGGGGGACUUACCCCCCAAAAAUGUGACCCAAGACUUCCACAGCCUCAAAUGAGAAAACGUUUUUAUUAAAUGUAGAAAAUGAUUCACGUUUCACCUUUAAA